UGAGGCUCUUCAGUCAUUUGACUCCAACAACUGUUUGAAUGCCCCGUGCAAGUUCGUGAAUGCCUUACAUAAGAAGUUGUCAUACUGUUCCCGGAUUUGGACCAUUGUUCAGAGACAGUUUGAUUUGUCUGGUUCUGGCCUGGAAUCAUAGUUCCUCAAGCUGGCUGGACAUCAAAACCCUUUGGGAAGUGACUUGGAGACAGUAGUUCUGUAGGUGAACUUUUGGGAGCCAUUGAUCCAGAACUCUCCUACCAGGGCCCCCAGCACCGAGAUGUUCCCAAAGUGGCUGGGAUCCAUUAGAGACUGAAGUGACAGAGACCACUGUCGGCUGUGGUCUCCACUCCUUGGAGCAGAAGCCAAGAGACAGCAGUCUGAAGACGUCUCUUUCACACAUCAGUUGAAGACCAGCCUUUGGAGGUUUUCAAAGUAGAUGGUGUGUCUCCCUUGGAUGGACCGCAUGAAGUAACAUUCUGCAAAUUGCUGUCAGAGGUCCUAGAAACAUCUGGUUUCCAUUCCUCGUUGUUGAAUGGUGUUUGCUUCAGCAGCCCACUGAGGGAUCUUUUCCUAGGGAUUCUGAACUUGUAACUAGGAAUCCGAGCUGGGAAGAUGCUGAGUUCCAUCAAGUGUGUGUUGGUGGGAGACUCUGCCGUGGGGAAAACCUCUCUGUUAGUGCGCUUCACUUCAGAGACCUUCCCAGAGGCCUACAAGCCCACAGUGUAUGAAAAUACAGGGGUAGAUGUCUUCAUGGAUGGCAUCCAGAUCAGCCUGGGCCUCUGGGACACAGCUGGCAAUGAUGCCUUCAGGAGUAUCCGCCCUCUGUCCUACCAGCAGGCAGACGUGGUGCUGAUGUGCUACUCCGUGGCCAACCAUAACUCCUUCCUGAACCUGAAGAACAAGUGGAUUGGUGAAGUCAGGAGCAACCUGCCCUGCACCCCCGUGCUGGUGGUGGCCACCCAGACUGACCAGAGGGAGAUGGGGUCCCACAGGGCUUCCUGCGUCAACGCCAUAGAAGGAAAGAAACUGGCUCAGGAGGUGAGAGCCAAGGGCUACCUGGAGUGCUCAGCCCUCAGCAACCGGGGGGUACAGCAGGUAUUUGAGUGUGCCGUCCGGACUGCCAUCAACCAGGCCAGGAGACACAACAGAAGGAGGUUCUUCUCCGUUAACGAGUGCAAGAUCCUCUAAACCCCAAAGACUCCACCCAGCAGUCACUUACCACAAAGACUAACUGGGACAGGGAGAGCAGGCAAGCCAGCAAGGGUCGAUGCUCCUUCUGGACACGUCCUGAGCAGCCUGAAACAGCAUAUGGGCAGCAUCAGGAAACCUUCUGGAUACAGUUGUGGAUGAGACUUGGCUACUGGAUGUUUUUACGAAAUACACUCUACUGAAGAACUCUUUGCCCGGUUUAGUUAGAAGAUCCCUUGGGAAACUGUAAUGAAUAUUCCAUCUUCGAUUACAAAACCAAAGUGGUCUCCAUAAUUUUGGAUAAUGAAGUGAGUUUUCCGAAGAAUUCCAUAUUUAAAGACACAUUGUAUUUAAUAAUAACAAAAUAAAUAGCUCUGGUAUAUCAUUAGUUUUCACACUUGGAAAGUCUUUUCCUACCUACUGACAAACACAAAUUGAUGUAUGAGUGGAACGACCUUAUAGGGCCCUGCCAUAUGUUUGUAGUGUUGGUGUUU
Messenger RNA from Kogia breviceps (pygmy sperm whale), 1676 nucleotides. The record is from RefSeq and is a predicted model, not a curated record. Lineage: Eukaryota; Metazoa; Chordata; Mammalia; Artiodactyla; Physeteridae.